Molecule: messenger RNA, 906 nt
Organism: Emiliania huxleyi CCMP1516
Lineage: Eukaryota; Haptophyta; Isochrysidales; Noelaerhabdaceae
Exons: 3
Coding region: 1-906 (301 amino acids)
Source: RefSeq, a predicted model, not a curated record
AUGCUCCUCGCCGCGACCGGCCCGCUCCGGGUCCUCGGCCUUCAGGUCGAGCUUCUUGCGGGCCAGACGGAGGCAAACCUGGCGCGCGCCGAGGCGCUGAUUCGGGCCAACCCUGGCCACCGGCUUUAUGUGCUGCCAGAGCUGAGCAGCCACGGGUACUGCGACGAGGUGCUGUCGCAGCUCGACCCCACUCGGCCAGAGCGGCCGGCGCAAGACGCCGAGUCGGGCAGCGUCACGGCUUUCUUCUGCCGGCUCGCACGCGACGUCGACGCCCACAUCAGCUACGGCUUCCUCCGCGACGCCGGAGCCGGCCGCACCUGCAUCUGCCAGGCGGUGGUCGACCCUCGCGGCCAGCUGGUGCUCGCGUACGACAAGAUGCACCUCUGCGACAUGGGUGACUGCAGCGAGAUUGCACACGGCUGCUCGCCGGGCGAGGGCGAGCUCGGCGUCUUUGAGUGCGACGGCGUCCGCGUCGGCGUCACGAUCUGCUAUGACCUCCGCUUCCCGGAGCUCUACCGCGCUCUCGCGUGGGACGCGGGCUGCGACCUCAUCCUGCACCCCGCCGCGUUUGUGCGCGACGCCACCUUCCCGAUGUACCACCAGCAGUUUGUUGCGACUCGCGCCGUCGAGAAUGGUGUCUACCUGCUCUCUGUCAGCUACGCGGGCGAGCGCUUCGGCUCGUCGGUCGCGUGCCCGCCCUGGAUCGGCGACGUUCCUGGCCUCGCCGCGCCGCUGGCGGCCGCGUCGCUCGGCACUGCGGAGGGCGUGCUCCCUCUGGUGGUCGAGCCCAGGCACCUUGAGGCCGUGCGCCGCGCCUACCCCUACCGGAGGGACGUGCACCCGCGGCUCCGGGCUCCUCCCGCCCAGGGGGAUCGACGUCUGCAGCGAGAGAAGAGUGGGAGGUGA